AUGGCUGCCACCACUGGCGUGCGUCUGGGGUACGACCCUAGCGAGCACCCUUUCUGCAAGGUCAAGCUCACGGAUCGCUCCUCGGUCCAGCAACUCGCUCGUACCUUGCUCGACCCUUUGGAGCCUUUCUUCUCCCCAAAGAAGGCGACGAUUAGAUGUCCUGGUGCCACCGGUGUCCGUUUCGACCAGACGGCAACCGAGAUAGAGGGUUUCGCACGCCCAUUAUGGGCACUGACGUUUCUUCUGGCAGGUGGUGGUGAUUACAAAAAUGCCGAGCUUUGGAGCCAGGGCCUCAAGGAAGGCAUGGAUCCGAGUUCCGACGAGUUUUGGGGCCAGGUCAGGGACAACGACCAAAGAAUGGUCGAAAUGUGUCCCCUGGGCACAGCUUUUGCCCUGGUGCCUUCCUUCUGGCAGUCCAUGAGCGACGAGCAGAAAGCCAAUGUCGAGACCUGGCUUGCUGGCAGCGUCAACGAGAAGCGAAUGCCCAACACCAACUGGCUCUGGUUCCGUGUCUUCGCCAACCUCGGACUCAAGAAGAAUGGCGGCAAGUACUCGAAAGAGCGUCUAGAGAGUGACAUCAAGCACUUGGAGACAUUCUAUCGUGCGAGCGGCUGGUCCAAUGACGGGCCCGAGGGUAUCCACCAGAUGGACUACUAUUCACACAGCUUUGCUAUUCAGUUCUUGCAACUGCUAUACGCCAAGAUGAACGGGGAUGAAGACCCCGAACGAGCAGCUGAGUUCAAGCAACGUGCAAAGGACAUUGCCCUGGACCUGGUCCAUUACUAUGACGACGAAGGCCGCUCGAUCCCUUUCGGCCGAAGCGUCAUCUACCGCUUUGCGAUGGUGUCGUUCUGGGGUGCCCUGGCUUUUGCCGACGUUGAGCUCCCAGAGCCUCUAACAUGGGGUAUGGUCAAGGGCAUUGUCCUACGUCACCUCAGAUGGUGGCAAACGCAGUCGGACAUUUGGACGCCGGCUGGUACUCUAUCUAUUGGGUUUUCGUAUCCCAAUAUGUAUAUGGCCGAAAAUUACAACAGCCCUGGCAGUCCGUAUUGGGCCUCUUUGGCAUUUGUAUGCCUCGCAGUGCCCGAGGACCACCCAUUUUGGACUUCUGAAGAGCAACUGGCCACAGGCUCCAUACCCAAGAUCAGGGGCAUGAAGCACCCGGGGCACAUCACAAGCUACCUUGGCGGACAUUGCAUGCUUCUGAACUCUGGCCAGGCCUGCGGCUAUCCCAUGAAGUCAACUCACGCCAAAUAUGGUGGCUUCGCAUACAGCAGUGCUUUCGGCUACUCCGUCCCUUCGAGUUGCUUCACGCUUGAGCAGUACUCGUUGGCCUCACAGCUGGGUUUCUCUGAUGAUGGAGGCGAAUACUGGAAGACACGUCGGUUGUGUGAGUAUGCCGGACUGGAAACUCGCAGAGGCGGUGACGGUCAGGAAACACCCGUCCUGGUCUCGGUGUGGGUGCCCUACCCUGACGUCAAGGUCAAGACCAUACUCGUCCCUCCACAGGAGGACACUCCCAACUGGCACCUGCGCGUACACCGGAUAGAAGCUGGCCGAGAGGUCAUGACUGCAGACGGUAGCUUCGCGAUCGCCAACGAGAGAGGUAGCCACACAGACGCCGGGUCUGACAAGGGCCGAAACCUGGACUCCUACGAUGCAGCCAGAUGCGAGGGGACUUUCCCGAAGCUGAUUGGCAAUUACGACCUCAAAGUGCCCGAGGGUUGGGCGACUGGCAAGGAGGGUGCUUUCGCCGUUAGCAAGGGUUGCGUGGGUAUCCGGGCGCUUGAGGGCGACUUGCUUGGGAGCGGCGUCGGCGAACGCUCGGCAAACAUUGUCAACGCGGACCCCAACACGAACUUGAUCGAGUCGCGAACGGUCAUCCCGACGCUACAGCACACCAUCCCCGCAGGCAGCAUCGUGUGCUACAUCUCGGCCGUGUAUGCUAAGCCGGCCGGCAAGAAGGUUGCGCCGAGCACGUACCUGGAUGGCUGGGAUAAGCCGCCAAGUGUUCCGGACUGGCUUCUUGAGGAGAUCAAGUCUGGGUAG
This is a messenger RNA of Microdochium trichocladiopsis, 2049 nucleotides long. RefSeq lists its product as uncharacterized. NCBI's taxonomy places the organism in Eukaryota, Fungi, Ascomycota, Sordariomycetes, Xylariales, Microdochiaceae. The record is from RefSeq and is a predicted model, not a curated record. The transcript is spliced from 8 exons. Bases 1 to 2049 code for a protein of 682 amino acids.